Homalodisca vitripennis (glassy-winged sharpshooter) is the source of this 2880-nucleotide messenger RNA. Its product is annotated as neurabin-2-like. Gene Ontology annotation, biological process: neuron projection development; actin filament organization; calcium-mediated signaling. Gene Ontology annotation, molecular function: actin filament binding. NCBI's taxonomy places the organism in Eukaryota, Metazoa, Arthropoda, Insecta, Hemiptera, Cicadellidae. Gene Ontology annotation, cellular component: cytoplasm; dendrite; actin cytoskeleton. The record is from RefSeq and is a predicted model, not a curated record.
GGGGGGCGGAGGAGAAGCGACCACGGGAAGAGGAGAGUGGGGGAAGGUGAGGCAGAAGAAGAGGGAGAGAGCCACGACUUGAAACGACACAAGGUGACUGCGUCUGUCACGCUGCUGCUCGAGGCGGAACGACACCACACGACUGGACAGUACACAACGCCACCUGUGCCUGCCGUCUCACCCUCUGUCGCACCACCCGUUCCGAGUUACAAGUUCUCUUCUGAAGGAAAUGAAGGAGUUUAUCACUUCCAGCCUGCCACAGUGUUGCCAACUGCCUUGGAUGAACUUGACCAGCAGCUCAGUAGCCCAAAUGAGAACGAGGAAGAGGUCCUAUUGAAGAAGUUGGACGAGCUCACGCUGACCAAACCGAUCAAGUUUAACCUGCAGGACACAAACAGCAACAGUGUGACCAACAACAUGUGCAGCAGCUCUGUCAGCGAGGAGGACUCCGGGUUCUUGUCUUCCGAAACUGCCAUCACCAAGGAGACAGACGGUCUGACUGAUAGUGUGGCGGGACUGUCGGACAGCUGUGCUGGACUUCUGGAUUCCAGGGAAAGGCUGCUGGAAGGAGGCCUUCACGAUGUCCAGGAUGUCCAGUACGCUGAUGAGGAUUCUUCAGAGGAGGAAGAUCAAAACAACGCUAAGCAACCAGAGCCGAGUCCAGUGAUUGAGACUAUGACGCCAGAUGAAGCCGACAACCUUCUCAGCUCCAGGAUCCUCGCAAAAAGAUCUCGUAGCCACGAGGCCCUGCUGUCGGACGAGGAGGCACAGGAGGUGGUGAGACUGCUCAGUCCAGAGAAGGACAAGGAUGAGCCAGAGUGGUUGCAAGACGUCUUGUCAGCGUCGUUGGACAACCGGCUGGUGAGUGAGGUCCGCCAGGAGGAUUCACUGCUGGCAGUGUCCACUGCCACCAUGGAGGACAGCAGCCAGUUCGGUUCACAGUCCGACCUCCUCUCUGUCAACAGCCUCGACGAUCUCGACAGCAAGGGGGAGGAAGAGGAGGAGGAGGAGGAGGACCCUUACCAAGGGUUUGUUCCAGAGCCUAACAGAGAGGUGUAUGAGGAGAAGGGCAUCCACUAUUACGAGGAUGGACACUUCUGGAUGGAGAUGCCAGGGCUGCAGGAAUCAGAAUCUGAAGAGGACGCUAAUAUACCAGUCAAGGCCAACACCAAGGUCACCUUCAGCCAAGGGCCGAUCAAGGUCUACAGCACAUUCUCAAUGAGUGAGUACGAUCGGAGAAAUGAGGAUGUGGAUCCAGUGGCGGCGUCUGCCGAGUACGAGCUGGAGAAGCGAGUAGAGAAGCUGGAGAUGCUACACGUGGAGCUGCUCAAGGGGCCAGAGGGACUGGGGCUGAGCAUUAUCGGCAUGGGAGUGGGCGCAGACGCUGGUCUGGAGAAGCUGGGUAUCUUUGUCAAAACCAUCACAGAGAACGGGGCAGCAGCACGGGACGGCAGGAUACAGGUGAACGACCAGAUUAUCGAGGUUGAUGGCAAGUCACUGGUGGGUGUUACGCAAGCGUAUGCCGCAUCCGUCUUGCGCAACACUUGCGGACAGGUCAAGUUUGUUAUCGGCCGAGAGAAGGAUCCUCAUAACAGCGAGGUGGCUCAAUUAAUCCGCCAGUCAUUACAGGCGGACAAGGAACGAGAGGAACACCGUAGACAACUGGAACGCAGUCGGAACCAGUUCCUGGAUGAGGAGAACAAUCAGCUGUCAACUGAGGAUGUGAGACCAGCCGAGGACAUCGGCAUAGAGGGUCUAAAGCAGCUGCUGCAAGAGAGCCAACUACGUGUAGUGUUGGCCGAUGCGGAAGUGGCCGCCUUGAAGGCUAGGGUGGAAGAGCUGGAGGAGGCUGGCAGUGGCAGGGAGGAGAUGGCGGAAAAGCUGCGACAGGCCAGUGCGCGCGUGCGUGACGUGGAGCGCUCCCUAGCGGCGUCUAGGAAGGAUGUCUCUACGUACCAGGACAUGCUUGAACAGUCUCAGGGCCAGUAUAUUAUCUUGGAGAAGAAGUACUACCGGGCCAAGCGGCUGCUGAGGGAGUUCCUGCAGCGGGAGACUGAUCUGCUGCACAGAGAGGAGUUCUACAUGCAGCUGCUGCAGGAGAAGGAUACAGAGUACAACGCUUUGGUCAAGGCACUCAAGGAUCGGGAAUUUCCUCCAAACAUUGAGUCUGACUUUUCCGAGAUUUCACUGAACAUCCCUCUAAAUCCUUCCUCCUGUCCAAGCUCCGACUCUGAGUUUCUUACGUCAGAAGACACUGACAAGAAUGUGGGAUCAUUCUUGGAGAAUAUCGAUCCCAGUCAGUGUUCCCAAGUGAACACUAAGAAGACUCUUUCUUGCGAUAUAAUCAAAAGUGUUUGCAGAAACAUUUUUAAUACAAAGGGGAGGAAAACAAGUUUAGAAAGAGAUGAUGAAGAUUUUAAAGUAGAAUUCGCUGCUUUCAAUAAAACACACUGUCGGGUUCGGGUGACUUUGAACCUGGUGUUUGUGAUUUUGAAAUGUCAGAAACUAAAAAGUUCUCACCUAACAGUGACUUAGCGUUUGGUGAUGGUCUGGUGCAAUGCUUGAAAAAAAAAUUUAAUAGUGAGACAUCAAAAAACAUUGCAUUGAAGAGCAAUCAAAUAAAAGUCAGUCCUAAAGAUUGUCAUUCCUGGAUGUUCAACAGUCGCCCCUACACUCCAGUCAAGUGUAAUGCUAAGCCCUGGCCUCGGAGUCCGUUCACAAUUUCCUCCGAUGAAACUUAACAUUGCUUAUUAACUGUAAUAGAACCAUGUUAACUCUUAUUAUUAUGUCUUAAAUCCAGAUACGGUUUUUAAUUUCCUCAUAUUUUUCUUUGUUUGUUAAUGUUAAUCUUAUCAAUAAACUUUAAUUUCUCUUUUUUGA